UGUCUCUUAGAUUUGAUUUCAUUUAUGGAAAAACGAAAGUGCAAAGAGCUCAACCACUCCCUUGCACAGUUCUCCCAUUGCAUACUUUUGGGGAAGUGCAUUCUUAGAGCCGCCAUAUCAGCAGCGGGUUUAGAGGCACCAGGUUGGAGCCAGCACCGUGUCUCCCAGUGGCUGAAGGCAGCGCAGACUCUGAGGACCCUUUGCCUCUGCCAAGUAAGUGCUGCUUUUUUAAUCUGAUUCUCUGUCAGGGAGGAGGGCAGUGGGAUGGCAUGGGAAUGAUAGAUGUGCACAGCAGAGUGACCCCACCCCAAAGCUGGCUGCUCGGGGCUGCGCGUGGCAUGGAGGGCACUCAGCCUUGGUGAUCCUCACCUUGCUGCUCUGCUGACUGCUCUGACCUCACUGCUUUCCUACAGCCCCAUAGACCGGAACCCAAGAACUGCAGCGCAGAGCUCUGCAUACUCAAUGAGUCAAAACCAGGUGGGUGAAGCCUGUCCCUUCUCUCUGGGAGAUAUAGAGAGAUGUUCUCACUUGGGGACUGCUGCUGGCCACUCUGUAGCAUCUUGGCCAGCAGGUAGCAGUGGUGCCAUCUAGAAAUGCUGCGGGACACCCCAAGUCCAUGCAGUGCCAUCACGUGUGCAGUGGGGUUGGAGGGUCCGUGCAGCACUGCAUCACUGAGCUUCCUCUCCCUCCCACAGGGUCCCAGCUACAACUCUUCAAGGUAAGAUGGAGCCUCACGUCUCCUGUGCCCCUUUCCCUGGCCAUGUGGGGGGGUGACUGCUUGCCCCGCAGCUGGGGGUAACCCCAACACAGCCACCACGUGCUCCUUUCUGCUCCCACAGGAUUUUGGCACGGAAAGAAGAGAAGAAUAAAAUCCAGUUGCUGAUCAGUGGGAAUCUCUUCAUCAAGGAGUUCUUGGAAUUGUUGGAUAGGUGGCAGCCAGAUGAAAACAUCAAAAAGCAAUACAUGGAAAAGGUCAGUGCUUCACCACCAACCUGAUGGCCCUUCUGUGGCCUCUGCACUGCUGUGCAUCCCAUCCGAGGUGGGGGAACUCUGGUGGCAUAACUCCCACAGCAGUGGCUCCAUCGUGGGUGCAAGGGUCUGCAGGGAAAGGAGUGGGAGCUCAGGUCUGUGGGCUCCCACUGCUCCCUGCUUGUGCAGAGCUUCUGCGAGGUGUGGAGAAACUGCACGGAGCACAGGAUGCAGAAAGGGACCACGCAAGGCAAUAGGGAGCAGCUCUCGGGGUGGGAGCAGCCAUGGCAGAGGCCAGCGCAGAGGCUCUACUGUGCAUCCAGGGACAGCUCAGCACUGGGUCUCUGCUUGCCAACAGGUGCUGCACGCAGUGUUCUUCUUUGGAAGGAUGAAUCAGAGGCAGAUAGAACCCAACGAAUUCCUACUCUCACAACCUUUCCAGAACCUGAAGGAGAAUUAUCCUCGAUCGUUCCAAGAGUACAACACCCACCUGCCCACCACGUCACCAUACUCCAUCCUCCUGCAGUUUGGCAAGGAAGUAGCAGGCUGCAACACCCAAGAGGAAAUGGAGUCUUUCUUGCAUGAAUUUAAUAGCGCUGUGGAAAUAGCAAUACACCUUCAAGCACACAGAAUGAGCCCCAGUGAGUUCGUCUUCAGAGCCGCAGUUGUCGCUUACAGCUUUUACAGAGAACCCAAAGAACCUGAGAAUAAAGCAAGCUUCCCUAUCUUUUAUGGAGCAUCUGUCUCCUGCAGAGGGAUGAUGGAGAAGAAGAUCAUGAUCAGCAUCCUGUGCCUCAGGACGUGGCACAAGGCGGUGGCGUUUGCAGUGUACCACGGGCAGGAUAACCUGGUCAUUGUCUUCCCUGAUGAAGUGCAGUGCCGAGCCUUCUGCUACAGCAAUGGAGUCUUCAUAGAAAAGCCACCCUGCGUGAACUGCAAGAUGAUGUAUCAUGUCAACUUCCAGCCGUAUGAGGGUGACACCAGGGAAAACGUCCCAUGGCCGCACGGAAACUGCGCUGAGAAUGAGAGCCUGAGCAAGCUGCUGCAAGGCACGACGGGGCUGCAGGAGAAGGUCGUCUCAAAAGACACUUCUGUGAUAAACAAUCCCCCACAGAACAACUACCAGGCCAUUGAGCAAGAAUUUGAAAACAACAUACAACAAAAUCUUAGAAAUCAGCUUAUCAGGCUGCUUCAGAACAAAAAUCUUCCUCAUCGUCUGCAGUUUUUUGAACCAUAG
Messenger RNA from Tympanuchus pallidicinctus (lesser prairie-chicken), 2206 nucleotides. RefSeq lists its product as uncharacterized. Lineage: Eukaryota; Metazoa; Chordata; Aves; Galliformes; Phasianidae. Bases 941 to 2206 code for a protein of 421 amino acids. The transcript is spliced from 2 exons. The record is from RefSeq and is a predicted model, not a curated record.